UGGUGACAAAGCUGUCACAAAACUGUCCCAAAACAACAAAUAUUUGCACAAUCAUUGUUCAUUGUUUUGAUUUUUGUGUUAUUUUUGCACUUUUCUCGGGAAAAUCGUGAAAAUUCUCAUCAGAGAGUGCGUGAAAAUGGUUUCCCUGUAUGUUGGUUUGCGUUUCCCUGAAGAAACAUACAGCAAUUACGAGAGAUUUAUCGUGAAUAAUGUCGUUUUAUCGAGCAAUUGUGAUGAAUUGAGGACAGAAGUUGCCAGGAAAGUGAAGAUUGCAGCUCAAGAAAUUGAACUAAUUUACUGCGGAAGACCCCUCAGCAAUGGACAGAGCUUGGAGAGUCAGGGCAUAAAGCCAGGCGUAACGAUUCAUGCCAUGCAGAAAUACCCCGAAAGUAGCUCCCCAAAGCGCCCCAGUUUCACAUCGAAGCAAAAGGGGCAGAUUUCCAUGCAGUUCCGGACGCUUUUGAGUAGUCACUUUCAGCGAAUCUCCCGUCCGGAAGUUUUGCAGGAGAUUCUCGAUGAAUACCCCGGGUUCUACAGCAAUCUCGGGGCUUUGGCCUUCCUGAGGGACCCCAUUCUGCUGUCCUCAAUUCAGGAUGUCGAUAACAUCGAUAAGAUUCUCGAGAAUUACAGCAUUGUCAUUGAGGCGGCGCCCUUUAUUGCAAAAGUCCUGAAGGGAGCUGAAAAAACAAAAGCAGACACCCCACAGGAAGGCUACGCGGGGGAUGAUCAACUGUCAGACUCCUCAUCGAGCUCCGACAGCAUCCUACCCUCCACAUCGACUUCCGGAACCGCGAGAAGCACCCCAAGGCGCAUAACACGCCAACAAUUGGGAGCUGCUCUCGCUCUGGCCGAAUACACAUCCCGGAAUUCCUUGUCAAACAUCGCCCAGAGGAAUCUCGAUGAGAACACCGAAUCCGGAGAACCAAAUCCCGCUCCGGGACCCUCAAACUCCUCACGCUCCGGUCCCAUUUCCACAUCAAUGCUCAAUGAUGUUCUCUCGCGCAUCUCAUCACCUCCUGGUGCUGCUCAGCAAACCCCCGAAGCCACCCCGGCUGCCCAACCAGUAGCCCCGGCACAACAGUACGCCGCUGAAUUGCAGAGAAUGCGCGAAAUGGGCUUCCUGGAUGAUCAAGUCAACCUCCAGGCGCUUCAGCUGUGCAACGGAGACGUCGAGACGGCCAUCAACCUCGUCUUCAGCGAUGAACUCUAAACCACAAACUCUCAGAACAACAAAACACCCAUAAAAAAUGCUCUGUACAUACAAAAAAAUGUUUAAUUAUAACUCUUUAUUUUGCUGCUCA
This is a messenger RNA of Lutzomyia longipalpis, 1301 nucleotides long. Its product is annotated as ubiquitin-like protein 7. Gene Ontology annotation, biological process: ubiquitin-dependent protein catabolic process. Gene Ontology annotation, cellular component: cytosol. NCBI's taxonomy places the organism in Eukaryota, Metazoa, Arthropoda, Insecta, Diptera, Psychodidae. Gene Ontology annotation, molecular function: polyubiquitin modification-dependent protein binding. The record is from RefSeq and is a predicted model, not a curated record. The coding region runs from base 137 to 1210 and encodes 357 amino acids. The transcript is spliced from 2 exons.